Ooceraea biroi (clonal raider ant) is the source of this 1136-nucleotide messenger RNA. RefSeq names its product mitochondrial ribosomal protein L19 (gene mRpL19). NCBI's taxonomy places the organism in Eukaryota, Metazoa, Arthropoda, Insecta, Hymenoptera, Formicidae. Gene Ontology annotation, biological process: translation. Gene Ontology annotation, molecular function: structural constituent of ribosome. The record is from RefSeq and is a predicted model, not a curated record. Gene Ontology annotation, cellular component: mitochondrial large ribosomal subunit; ribosome.
UAUGCGAUGAAAUUCAAUGAACGAUAUCGUGCCUCGCGAAAGAUAACCUUUCAAAAAGUGUCGAGUCUGUAUACGUGUAUGCGUAACGUUUAAAUGAACAUUUAAAUAGAGACACUGGGUAACAGAAAAUUGCAGGAUGACUGUGAUUUCAAGGAUUUUCUCUCGCAGGGGUUACGGCGGAUUACGAGCAGCGAAAAUACUGCGUAGUGCAGUCAGAACAAGUACUUCAACGACCGUUUCAGGUCCGACGGAGGAGUCGCCGAGUGCGAAAGUGCCGCAGAAAAGUGCUGGCGAAAAGAAAGCGAUUCCAGACAGAUACCGAUUUAUGUAUCCAGAAUUGCUGCCAGAUCCGAAUCCGAAGUUUCGCAACGCGAUGAGGGAGAAGCUGGAGCGCAUGGAUAUGCUGGCAAGGCGGACGCACGUAUUAAUACCCGAGUUUUACAUUGGCUCCAUAUUAAGUGUCACUUAUUCUGAGCCGCAUGCCCCUGGGAAGGUCAACAAGUUCGUAGGAAUAUGCAUCCAGAGGGGUGAUUGUGGACUAAGAGCCUGGUUUAUCUUGAGAAACGUGGUUGAUGGUCAAGGUGUCGAGGUAAAAUAUGAGAUGUACGAUCCCACGAUACAGAAGAUAGAAUGCCUCAAACUCGAGAAGAGAUUGGAUCCGCAUCUGCGAUACCUACGUGACGCUCCACUGGAGUACAGUACCUUCUCCUUCGACAUGGAGCCAGAGUACUUGGCAGAAGGAACAGCGGUCCCUGUAAAUAAGACUAGGGUGAAGCUCAACCUGAUGCCGUGGAUAGAGAAAUGGGAGCGUCAGGAGCUGCGAGGCAUAAUAAUAGAUCCUAGGGUGAGAUUUACUGAAAACCGUCUUAGGAAAGGCAAAGUUGCCGCGACGCCUUGGGUGAAAUAUGACCUGAUGAAAACCUACAGGGAGACCAUUCCCGAGGAGGAUCAGAAUGAGAUAUUCAGCGAAGUGUAUACCCAAUUACGUGAUCUGGAGAUCGCUAACCGUAGGCAGAAACAUAAACGUCCUUUCAUACGGCCAAAGAAAACUGGAUAAACUUACGAUGUACAGCAAUUUUUAAUUCAUGUAAGGAAACAGUAUAAAAUUGAAAAAUAUAUAAUUGUUUCUCUCGUUA